Molecule: messenger RNA, 6306 nt
Organism: Xenopus laevis (African clawed frog)
Lineage: Eukaryota; Metazoa; Chordata; Amphibia; Anura; Pipidae
Gene: adcy3.L
Product: adenylate cyclase 3 L homeolog
Exons: 20
Coding region: 1129-4488 (1119 amino acids)
Biological process (GO): cAMP biosynthetic process; cellular response to oxygen-containing compound; adenylate cyclase-activating G protein-coupled receptor signaling pathway
Cellular component (GO): plasma membrane; cytoplasm; ciliary membrane
Molecular function (GO): phosphorus-oxygen lyase activity; adenylate cyclase activity; magnesium ion binding
Source: RefSeq, a predicted model, not a curated record
AGGCAAAUGAGAAGGGGGUGGAGGAUGCACAGGGAACAGCAGCAGCAGCAGCAAAAAAAUGGAUGUGAUGUAAAAGCUGAGUCCAAUCGUGGGAUCCGUGCGGCAGCAGCGGCAGCAGCAGAGACAGGUACUGAGGCAGAGACUGUGAUAUGUGCCGGGGAGGCCCCUGUCUGCUUGUGUUCUGCAGGGAGAAUUUAGCAGCAGAAGCAAAGGGGAGCUCGGAGACAGCUGGAUAGAGCGGACAUCUGCCUGCUUCUGCCUCCUUUGUGUGAAUCUCCUGAGGAUAGAAAUGAUCCAUCCGGCACCCCUCCUUUGAGUUCCUAGUGCCAUGUAGAAGGUGCAUCCCCUGCUGCUCUCACCAGCAAUCGCCAGCGCAUUUCGCAGCAUCACUGAAGCUCAGGGGCUGAUGGAGGUAACCAUGGAUUUUGCAUGGAAAACAUCACACUGAUCCUUCCUCCGAUCGACUCUGCCUCCUUUUCCAUUGGGUUUUUAUUAUUAUUAUUAUUAUGAUGAUGAUGAUGGUGAUGGUAUGCUCCAUAGGAAUAUCUGGUAUAUCUCACAGAGCUCCCGUCUCAUUGGCUCUUAUUUAUCUGUCGGACGAUUAAAGGCGCAGGAUCGGGGCAUUUGGAGGAAUCUUGUGACUGAAAACAAAGAUUUUGCUCAUCAGAAUAACCCCCCCCAUUAACCUGUGGAGUCGUUAUCAAAUGGUCAAUGGGGUGUAUCCCAUACCUUCAGUCUGAGGAGCAACGGGGAAUCUAGGGGGGGGUAAGAUGCACAUCCAUCAAGGUUCAAUCGGACUGGGACGUUAUGAUUAGGAAUCCCCGCACCUCCUGUUUAGGAAUGGCUUGUUACCCCCCUCCGGACUCCCUGGACCCACAGAUGAGAGGCGCGUGUAGGAAAUGAAUACGGAUGUGGACGCCACUUGCUUCUCUCCAUUUGGUAGCGGCUCUGAAUUCCGGCCUAUAAAGCCGGUGUGAUGCUUAAAGGCCAAAUAAAAGGGCUGCGUGUUGCUUAAAAUGACAUAGACCUUUUUUUAUUGGAAACCUGCCCGUUGCCCCUUUUCAAAAACUUUUUUUUUUUACUGCUUUUUUAAUUUUUAAAGUAAAGCGAGCAAUACCCAGGCGAUAUAUGGAAAAGAUGCCCCGGAACCGAGCCUUUUCCGAGCCGGAGUACUCUGCGGAAUAUUCAGCGGACUAUUCGGUCAGUUUGCCGUCGGAUGCGGAGCAUGGGGUGGGCAGGACGCACGAGGUCACCGUACGGAGCUCUGGUUGUUGCCUCUGUUUGCCGCGCUUUAUGCGCCUCACCUUUGCUCCGGAGUCUCUGGAAAACCUCUACCAGACGUACUUCAGGCGACAGCGGCACGAGACUCUGCUGGUCCUGGUGGUCUUCGCCGCCCUCUUCGACUGCUACGUCAUCGUCAUGUGCGCCGUGGUCUACAGCAGCGACAAACUGGCUUCUACCUUGGUGGCAGCGGUGGGGCUCUUGGCUCACCUCUUGCUCUUCGUCCUAUGCAAGUUUGGCUUGUUACCGGACCGCAUUUCCCGUAAGUUUGUCCCCUACAUCCUAUGGAUCUUGAUAGCCGCCCAGAUCUUCUCUUACUUGGGCCUCAACUUUGCACAUUUCCACGAGGCAAGUGACACUGUGGGUUGGCAGGCCUUCUUCGUCUUCUCGUUCUUCAUCACUCUGCCCCUUCGUCUCACCCCCAUCGUCCUCAUCACCACCGUGUCGUGUGGCAUUCAUACCCUGGUGUUGGGCGUCACCAUCGCUCAGCAGCAGCAGGAUUCCAUCAAUGGCAAUGCCUUGUUACGGCAGAUCUUGUCCAACGUGGCCAUCUACCUGUGCAGCAUCAGCGUGGGCAUCAUGUCUUACUACAUGGCAGAUCGGAAGCACCGCAAAGCCUUUCUGGAAGCGCGACAGUCUCUCGAGGUCAAACUCAACCUGGAAGAACAAAGCCAGCAGCAGGAGAGGCUCCUUCUGUCCAUCCUGCCCAAGCACAUUGCUGACGAGAUGCUUAACGACAUGAAGAAGGACCAGGAGCAGAAAGAACUUCAGCAGUUCAACACCAUGUAUAUGUACAGACAUGAGAAUGUCAGCAUACUCUUCGCCGACAUUGUUGGAUUUACACAACUGUCGUCGUACUGCAGCGCCCAAGAGCUGGUGAAACUGCUCAACGAACUCUUUGCCCGCUUCGACAAACUGGCAGCGAAAAACCACCAGCUGCGCAUCAAGAUUUUGGGCGAUUGUUACUACUGUAUCUGUGGGCUCCCCGACUAUCGGGAGGAUCACGCUGCCUGCUCCAUAAUGAUGGGACUUGCUAUGGUGGACGCCAUAUCUUACGUGAGAGAGAAGACAAAGACAGAUGUGGACAUGCGGGUUGGAGUCCAUUCAGGGACAGUGAUUGGAGGGGUCCUGGGGCAGAAGCGCUGGCAGUAUGACGUUUGGUCCACCGAUGUGACCUUGGCCAACAAGAUGGAGGCUGGAGGAAUUCCAGGAAGGGUCCAUAUUUCCCAAAGCACCUACGACUGCCUGAAGGGGGAGUUUGAGGUGGAACCAGGGGAAGGAGGUACAAGGUGUGAUUAUCUGAGAGAAAAGGGCAUUGUGACCUACCUUGUAGUUGUACCAAAGCAGCCAAUAAACAAGAACGGCAUCAAUGGGGUGAAGCUGUCACUCACAUCGUCCCACGGGAACACUCCACAGCUAAUUAACACCAAGGAAUGCAACGGCAGCAUUCACACCACCUGUACCACCCCGGAUGAGAAUGAGGAGCUGGACACCAGGGUUGUGAAUCCAUCUUUCCCCAACCCACGAAGACGUCUGCGCCUGAGAGACUUGGCCGAGAGGGUUAUUGACGCUCAGCAGAACGAGCAGGAACUCAACAAACUUCUCAAUGAGGCACUGCUGGAGAGAGAGACCGUGCAAGUCCUUAAAGGGAAAUACACCUACCGCUUGUCCAUGCGCUUUAUCAACCCAGAAAUGGAGACCAGGUUUUCUGUAGAGAAGGAGAAGCAGAGCGGAGCUGCCUUCAGCUGUUCCUGUGUCGUGUUGUUAUUCACAGCCAUUGUGCAGAUUCUCAUCGACCCCAUGCUUGUUGCUAAUUACGUGACCUUCGUUAUUGGUGAAAUUCUUCUUCUAGUUCUGACGAUCUGUUCGCUUGCAGCCAUAUUUCCCAGGGUUUUUCCAAAAAAAUUAGUUGCCUUUUCUACAUGGAUUGAUCGGACAAGGUGGGCACGUAACACAUGGGCAAUGUCCGCCAUAUUUAUUCUUACAAUGGCAGAUAUAGUGGAUAUGCUCAGCUGCCUGCAGUACUACAGCACUCUCAAUAUGACGUCCCAUGACCAAGAAGCUUGGGGUUGUGUUGAGAACCCCAAGUAUUACAGUUAUAUUGCUGUACUGGCCCUCAUAGCCACCAUCAUGCUGGUGCAAGUCAGCCAUAUGGUCAAGCUAACUCUCAUGCUGAUGAUUACCAUUGCCGCCGGCGUGGUCAACAUUUAUGCCUGGAGACCGAUCUUCGAUGAUUAUGACAAUAAGAGGUUCAACGGCUACUUGGCUUUAUUGGUACCUUCCAAAUACUCCAUGACGGUCAUGAUUUUCAUCAUGAUGAUCAGCUUCUACUACUUUGCACGACACGUGGAGAAGUUGGCCAGAACAUUGUUCUUGUGGAAGAUCGAUGUCCAUGAACAGAAGGAGAAGGUUUAUGACAUGAGGCGCUGGAACGAAGCUCUGGUCACCAACAUGCUGCCUGAACAUGUUGCUAGGCACUUCUUGGGAUCCAAGAAACGAGAUGAGGAGCUCUACAGCCAGUCAUAUGACGAGAUUGGGGUAAUGUUUGCGUCCAUCCCAAACUUCUCUGAUUUUUAUACAGAAGAAAGCAUCAACAAUGGAGGAAUCGAGUGCCUGAGGUUUCUUAAUGAGAUUAUCUCUGACUUUGAUGCGCUGUUGGAUGAACCUCAGUUCCGUUGCAUCACAAAGAUAAAGACCAUCGGCAGCACAUAUAUGGCAGCUUCCGGGGUGACUCCUGAUUCGAACUCCAAUGGAUAUAACAAUACUUUAAAGAAAGAAGAAAUCUCUGACAAAGAGCGCUGGCAGCACCUUGCAGAUCUGGCAGACUUUGCCCUUGCCAUGAAGGUGACACUCAUGAACAUUAACUAUCAAUCAUUCAACAACUUCAUGCUCCGAAUAGGUUUAAAUAAAGGCGCCAUACUUGCGGGUGUCAUCGGUGCACGCAAGCCUCAUUAUGACAUCUGGGGGAAUACAGUGAAUGUCGCUAGUAGAAUGGAGUCUACAGGAGUCAUGGGCAAUAUACAGGUUGUAGAGGAAACACAGGACAUUCUGAAGGAAUAUGGAUUCCGUUUUGUAAGACGAGGUCCCAUUUACGUGAAGGGUAAAGGCGAACUGCUCACGUUCUUCCUCAAAGGACGGGACAAGCAAGGUUCCUUCAUCAACGGUUCUUCAGUCACCCUCCCGCAUCAAGUGGUGGACAACUCCUGAUAACUGACCAACAAGCCAACAUGGAGGAACCCAGCAGCCACACAAUCCAGUCAAUGGAAACCCUACAGGCAGAGAAGGAAGACUUUGCAAAUUGCUGUAGUUAAGGACAAAAAAAACAGUAAAAUUAUUUUUUCUUGAGUUGCCUUUUAAACAUUUUUGCUUCAACUGCUCCGGCAUUACAGCUUUGUCGCCUCACGACGAAAACAAGAGUCUGUUCCUCUCCUGAAACGGAUACAUUCGCUGGUCACUGGAGUCGAUAGCCUUGAAGGCUACGGAUAUUUGCAAUAAGAAUCCACGUAACAAGCCGACUGGAGCGUAAACGAUGAACGUGAUCAUGUGGCGUGAGAUGGAUUCCACCGCUUUACGACGGGACAACGAAUAGAGGACGAUGGCUUUGCCAUGAGCGCACGUGGGCAGGCCGAAGCCUAAAUACGAGUACUGGUUAUGAAAUGGACAACCCUGGAGAUGGGGCCAAUUCAUAGUGUGCAAUAUAUCUAAUUAUAUUUGGAUACAACGAAGGAAAGUCUAUCUAUAUAAGAUUCUAUAUCUACAAACGCACCCACACAAAAUCUACGUUUAUAUAUAUUUUUACUCAAUGGCUUGUAUUUCACUUUCAUAUACGGCCUGCACCCCUCAACCUGGAUCUCCUUCUGCCCCCAAACUAUCCGCCACAUUAUUCAGGUAUCGAUUGGGACGACCCAAAAUGGUUUCCUCUCCAAUAGAAUCAGUCGCUAUUGACCCACAGUGAACUUCUUCGAUCUCCAUUUUCCUCGCAGUCCGUAGCACCACGACGGGGCAUAUUCUCAGUGGCAAUAUCUUUAUUUAAAGUGGGGCCAACGCUAUGAUGACAGCGACAGUCACGCAGAGGGGGAUCAAUAUUGCGGUUGCCUAACUGUUGCAUUUUACAAUAUGGGGAAGGGUCUUGAUUUUUUUUUUUCUAGAUCUAUAUUUUUACAGAUAUAAAUUGCUCUCCUGCUGGUAGAUAAAGUCAUAUGUAUAUGCACAAGUAUCCCCAAACCUCAUGAUUUCUUCUCCAAAGGCACAGGGGUGGGGGAAAAGCUCAGAAAAAAAGAGGUGCAAAACUGUGCAUGCUUAAACGCUAUUACUUGCGCCUCUGCAUUGUUGAGCUGUAAUUGACUUGCCCUGCGACUUGAGCCUGAUUUACCAACUGGUGUCUGCAUUGGUAAAUCGCGCAUAAGCGGCAGCGAGCAACUCUAUUACGCCCCAUGUUCAUAAAUCAGCUAAUUAGACAAAGAAUUGCUGGGCCGGUUGCCCUUAUAUGGGAAUUAUUUUUGUAACAGAUAAAAGGGGAGGGGUUAUGUGAUAACAAGUAGAUGGGUAAUAGUUUAAUUCCUGUACAACAUCAACUGGAAUACAAAAUGGCAGCGUCCACAAGAAGCCCCUGCUCUUGUCCUCUGGUCCACAACAAGCACAAUUCUUGGUCCCCACAAAGUCCCUGGGUCAGAAUUUGAUCCCCCCCAAGUUCAUUGUAGAAGCAAAGAGUCAACUGUAUUCAAGUUGAUUUCUACGUACAACCGGCUUUAGGAGUGAACUACACCUCCCACAAACAACAACUGGAGGAAGGUGCAGUGCAGUCAAGGGAAAGGGCUUUUGGGGUGAUCCCAAAACAGCAUUGGGAGGGGGACACAGGUGGUAUAGACAAUGCUUUGUGCUGUAGAAUGUUAUUAGUAAAAUAUUUCUAAGCAGCAGUGGAGGAAAGCGAGGAAAGACUAACCAGUUUGUGGAACAUCACCAUCUUCUGCUGUCAGUUUUCUUUUUUGGGUAUCGCUUUUAAUAAAUUACACUCUUGCUACGAAA